This is a messenger RNA of Cordyceps militaris CM01, 1572 nucleotides long. RefSeq names its product florfenicol exporter, putative. Gene Ontology annotation, molecular function: transmembrane transporter activity. Gene Ontology annotation, biological process: transmembrane transport. Bases 1 to 1572 code for a protein of 523 amino acids. The transcript is spliced from 2 exons. The record is from RefSeq and is a predicted model, not a curated record. NCBI's taxonomy places the organism in Eukaryota, Fungi, Ascomycota, Sordariomycetes, Hypocreales, Cordycipitaceae.
AUGGAUAGCCAGGCCACAGAAAAUUCCUCCACGGCUGCUUCAGCACCAGCCGUUCCUCCAGCAUCUCCAAGCACCACCAGCCACGACAAUGGCCGUCAACAAGACGAUCCGGGCGCGACCCCAGCGGCGGCGGCGGCGCACUCCGUCUUCUCGCAGCGCACCAAGGUCUUUGUGAUUGUCAUGACCGUCUUCGCGACCUUUUUCUCGCCCUUUUCCUCGUUCCUGUACCUACCGGCGCUGACGCCCAUCGCCGACGCCUACCAGCGGUCGCUCGGCGACGUCAACCUGACCGUCACGCUGUACCAGGUGAUGCAGGCGCUGUCGCCGCUCUUCUUUGGCGAUCUCAGCGACCAGGUCGGCCGCCGGCCCGUCUACGCCGCCGCCUUUGCCAUCUACCUGGCCGCCAACGUCGCCCUGGCCGUGCAGCGCUCGUUUGGCGCGCUGCUGUUCCUGCGCGCGCUGCAGAGCACCGGCAGCAGCGCCACCGUGGCCAUUGGCAACGCCGUCGUCGCCGACCUGACGACGCCCGCGGAACGCGGCGGCUACAUCACCGCCGUCCAGGCCACAAUCAUGUUCGCGCCGGCGCUGGCGCCCGUUUUGGGUGGCAUCUUGACGCAGUACUGGGGUUGGCGCUCGACGUUUUGGUUCUUGGUCGUGGCGGCUGGUGUCUUUGUCGUCAUAUACGUACCAUUUGUGCCCGAGACUGCAAGAAACGUCGUCGGAAACGGCUCCAUUCCACCGCCCACGCUCAACAAGUCCAUCAUUUCUACCCUGCACUGGCGCCGCAAGCGCCGCGACCUCGAAGCGCAUCCGGACGCGGCGCCGCUUCCCUCCCCCAAGCCUCGGCCCAACCGGAUCCCCCUGCCCAACAUCUGGGCCGCCGUGCGGAUCGCGUUUGAAAAGGACGUCGGGCUGCUCCUGCUCUUCAACUCGCUUCUCGUCAUGAGCAGCUACGCCGUACUCGUCCCGCUGCAAGACGUCAUCCGACGACAGUACCGCUUUAACGACCUACAAGUCGGCCUGUGCUACAUUCCCUAUGCCGUUGGCAACAUCGUCGGUGCCCUGGUCAUGGGCGGGGUCCUCAACUGGAACUACGCGCGUGUGGCCCGCUCCGUGGGCAUGACGCCGGAUCGGAAGCGCAACGACGAGCUGCGCCGGUUUCCGAUUGAGCGCGCACGCAUCGAUCCCGUGUGGCCAUGGGUGGUGCUCGCCAUCGCCACGACGGCCUGCUGGGGCUGGGUCGUGGACUCGGGCGCCAACCUCGCCGCGCCGCUCGUGGUGCUCUUCUUCCAGGGCAUCGGCGUCGCCGGCCCCAUGUCGGCGCUGUCGACCGUCUUGGUGGACUUGUACCCGGCGAAUGCGGGACGGGUCUCGUCGACGUUUAACCUGACGAGGGCGGCCGUCAGCGCCAUCGCGUCGGCCGUGGUUCAGCUCAUCAUUGACGCGUGGGGCUACGGCUACACGUACUUGUUUCUGGGGCUGCUGCUGCUGGUCGCCAGUCCGUCGAUCCUGUGCGUCAGAAUAUGGGGUCCGAAGUGGCGCGAGGCGAGAUAUAAGAGGAUGGAGAAGUAG